Dunckerocampus dactyliophorus (ringed pipefish) is the source of this 11001-nucleotide messenger RNA. It is a transcript of the gene sorl1, whose product is annotated as sortilin-related receptor, L(DLR class) A repeats containing. Gene Ontology annotation, molecular function: protein binding. The coding region runs from base 18 to 6710 and encodes 2230 amino acids. The transcript is spliced from 48 exons. The record is from RefSeq and is a predicted model, not a curated record. Gene Ontology annotation, biological process: protein retention in Golgi apparatus; post-Golgi vesicle-mediated transport; protein targeting to lysosome. Gene Ontology annotation, cellular component: Golgi apparatus; membrane. Lineage: Eukaryota; Metazoa; Chordata; Actinopteri; Syngnathiformes; Syngnathidae.
GCUAAACAUACACAAACAUGGCGUUGCCACAAGCAGACAGGAUGCUUUAUCCUCUGCGGUGUUCCUUGUACCUUAUUCUAUUCUGGCUUGGAGGAAUAACACCGUCGACGCUUCAUCUUCACCAUGCGGAGCGCGACGUACCACCGCAACACAAAGGAUAUUUUACGAUAGACGCAAAUAUGAAUUUAGCAGACGCGGAUCGAGGGGGCAACGCGGCUCUGCGACUGGCCGCUCUUGGUGCUGCUGAAGGCAGGUCGAACUACGGCGCCCCUCCGCCACAUCGAAGCCGCCGGAGCAGCAGUGAAUCUACCAUGCCGAAGGUGUACGGGCAGGUCAGCCUGAAUGACUCUCAUAACCAGAUGGUCGUCCACUGGGCUGGAGAAAAGAGCAACGUCAUUGUGGCGUUGGCCCGAGACAGUGCUGGAGCCCCAGGACCCAUAACCAGUUCGGUUUAUGUGUCCUAUGACUAUGGCGCCACCUUCACGCUUGUCUCUGGGAAAUUCCAACUGCCUGAGGCCAAGGCAAAGGAUGGUAGCACUCAAAGCAUCUCUCAGUUUUACCACAGUCCUGCAGACAACAAGAGGUACAUCUUUACAGACUCCAUCAACAAUUACCUGUGGAACACCUUCGACUUCUGCAAAAGUGCACAAGGUUUCUCCCUCCCAUUCAAACCAACAGACUUGUUGCUUCACAGCACAUUACCCAAUCUGGCCCUUGGCUACGACGGCUCUCACCCAAACAAACAGCUGUGGAAGUCGGACGACUUUGGUGAGACAUGGUUGUUGAUCCAGGAGCACGUGAAGACCUACUUUUGGGGUGUGGAGCCAUACGACUCCCCCAUGACUGUGCUGGUCCAGAGGCAUGAGCCCCAGGGUGUCUUCACUGUACUCAGCAGCACUGACUUCUUCCAGAGUGAACAGAAUCGCAAAGUGAUUAUGGAGCAGGCUGACAGUUUCCAGCUCAGGGACAAAUACAUGUUUGCCACCACCACAAAGAAACUGCUUGGCAGCCAUGAACCUUCAUCUGUUCAGCUCUGGGUCUCUUACAACCGCCAACCAAUGAAAGCCGCCCAAUUUAGGACACGCCAUCCAAUCACAGAGUACUACAUUGCUGAUGCCUCUGAGGACCAAGUGUUUGUGUGUGUGAACCAUUUGAACAAUGUCACACACCUGUACAUCUCAGACACACAAGGUGUCUCCUUUUCACUGUCAUUGGAGAAUGUUCUAUAUUACAGUCCAGAAGGCUCUGGAAGUAACACACUCAUCAGAUACUUUGCUAAUGAGCCAUUUGCGGACCUGCACCGCGUGGAGGGGCUCCGAGGAGUCUUCAUCGCCACUCUUAUCAACGGGUCCGUCACUGAGGACAACAUGCGAUCGGUCAUCACUUUCGACAAGGGAGGGACGUGGGAGUUGCUUCAGCCACCCACGGCCGACAGCCUGGGAGGAACUGUGGACUGCCAGCUCAGCAAAGGUUGCUCUCUCCAUCUGGCCCAGCGCUGGAGCCAACUAUUAAACAUCCAGCUGAGGAGGACACCCAUUUUAUCCAAAGAGUCUGCACCGGGACUCAUCAUGGCCACAGGUUCUGUUGGCAGGAACUUGGCCAGGAAAGCCAAUGUGUAUGUGUCGAGUAGCGCUGGAGCCCGAUGGAGGGAGGCACUUGCAGGCCCUCAUUUCUACACAUGGGGAGACCACGGGGGUAUCCUCGUGGCUAUCGCUCAAGGUGGAGUCACCACGCACCUCAAGUUCAGCACCAACGAGGGCGAGACGUGGACUGACUUUCAGUUCUCGGACAGAGAGGUGUAUAUUUACCAGUUGCUGACCGAGCCUGGCGAGAAAAGCACUAUCUUCACCAUCUUUGGGUCCUACGCCCACCAGAAGCACAGCUGGCUCAUCCUGCAGGUCAACACCGCCGAUGUUCUGGGUGUUCCUUGUUCUGAGGCGGACUAUAAGCACUGGUCGCCAUCAGAUGAACAUGGUAACGAGUGUCUCUUGGGCCGAGAGAUAACAUUUAAGAGAAGGACGCCUCACGCCACAUGUUUCAAUGGCGAGGACUUUGACCGGCCCGUCACCAUGUCGAACUGCUCCUGCUCCCGCCAGGACUUUGAAUGUGACUACGGCUUCAAGCUGAGUGAAGACUUUUCUCUGCAAGUGUGUUUGCCUGAUCCUGAGUUCUUCGGUGACCUUUACGCUCCUCCUGUACCGUGUCCUGCCGGCACCACUUACCGCCGUAGCAAAGGAUACAGAAAAGUACCAGGUGAUAGUUGCAGUGGAGGAGAUGUGGAAGCCAGACUGGAUGGAGAGAUGCUGCCUUGUCCUGUUGGAGAGAGUAAUGAGUUCAUGUUGUAUGCUCUGAGGAACUCCAUCCAUCGCUAUGAGCUGGCCACUGGCGCUGACCAAGCCCUCCCGCUACUCGGUCUAAAGGAGGCUGUGGCUCUGGACUUCGACUAUGACAGGAACUGUCUCUACUGGGCUGACAUCUUGCUGGAUACCAUACAGCGUCUCUGUCUGAAUGGCAGCACAGGUCAGGAGAUUAUAGUAAAGGAAGGCCUGAUGGAGGUGGAGGCCUUGGCGUUUGACCCCAUCAGCAGAUUGCUUUACUGGGUUGAUGCUGGGGCGCAGAAAAUUGAGGUUGCCAAUCCUGACGGGGACUGGCGUCACACCCUUCUUAACGCCUCCAUCCUGGAACAUCCACGAGCUCUUGUUCUACUACCUGAAGAAGGUCUGAUGUUCUGGACCGACUGGGGAGACACAGCUGCAGGUAUUUACCGAAGCAACAUGGAUGGAACCAAUGUUUCCUCCAUCGCGUCAGAAGGGGUCCGCUGGCCCAAUGGGAUCACAGCUGAUGAUCACUGGCUCUACUGGACUGAAGCUUUCAGUGACCGCAUCGAAAGGGCUGACUUCAAUGGCGGCCAGCGGAGCCUUCUCAUUGAGGGGUUGCCCCAUCCUUACGCCAUUGCCGUCUUCAAGAAUGACUUGUAUUGGGACGACUGGUCCAGAAUGGGGAUUUUUAAAGCUCCCAAAACUGGUGCUCAGAGUAAUGAGCAAAUUAUUGGCAGACUGACCGGGGUUAUGGACCUUAAGAUUUUUUAUAAUGGCAAGACGAGAGGUCAUAAUGCCUGUGCUGACCAGCCAUGUAGCCUGUUGUGUCUGCCUCAGCCUGGCCAUAGGCACACCUGCAUUUGCCCAGAAGGUACCCCAACUACGACCACAUCAGAGGGGCACUUGCAAUGCCAGUGUCCCAGUGGAUACCGGCUUCAAAACACCACCUGUGUUAAGACCGUACUUAGCUGUUCUCCAAACCAGUACCGCUGCAAAAAUGGCCGUUGCAUCAGUAAUAUUUGGAAGUGUGACAGCGACAACGACUGCGGAGACAUGAGUGAUGAACAGGAGUGCCCCACAACGACUUGUGACCCGACCAACCAGUUUCGAUGCGUCUCCUCUGGUUCCUGCAUUCCCUUGGCCUUCAUGUGUGACCAUGAAGACGACUGUGGCGACAACAGUGACGAAGAGCAAUGUGAGUCUCACCAGUGCGGUGCUGGGGAGUUUACAUGUGCACGGGGUGUCUGCAUCCGUGAGGCCUGGCGAUGUGAUGGAGACAAUGACUGUAAAGACUGGUCAGACGAGACUAACUGCACAGUGGGCCAGCAUACAUGUGAAUCCAGUAGUUUCCAGUGCCACACAGGGCACUGCAUACCACAGCGCUGGACCUGCGACGGCGACAAUGACUGCCAGGACAACUCAGACGAAGACCCUCAUUACUGUGAGGGAACUCGUUGCAAAGGCUUCCUCUGCGCCAAUGACACAUGCCUGCCUGUCACCGCGCACUGUAACGGCAUUCGGGAGUGUCCAGAUGGUGCUGAUGAGGACAACUGUGAUCCAUUAUGUACUCGCUACAUGGAGUUUGUCUGCAAGAACCGAGCCCAGUGUCUGUUUCAGUCCCUGGUAUGUGACGGUGUCAAACACUGUGAAGAUGGGUCUGAUGAGGAUGCGGAAUAUGCCAGAUGUGCCACUCCAUCAGAGUUUGGCAAAGUUUGUGACACAUACACCUUCCAGUGUGCCAAUGGAGUUUGUGUGAGCCUGGAGUGGAAAUGUGACGGAAUGGACGACUGUGGUGACUACUCCGAUGAAGCCAACUGUGCUGCUCCUACUGAUGUCCCUGGGUGCUCGAGGUAUUUCCAGUUUGAGUGUAAAAACGGACGCUGCAUCCCAACAUGGUGGAAGUGUGACGGAGAGAACGACUGUGGAGAUUGGUCUGACGAGUCCCAGUGUACAGGUGGAGAAAUUCCUCACACGGUGGCCCCCGCUCCUUCAACAUGUGCCCCCAACCGCUUCCACUGUGGCACAGGUGCUUGUAUUAUCAACACUUGGGUGUGUGACGGCUAUGCUGACUGUCCUGAUGGGAGUGAUGAGCUGGGAUGUCCCACAGUUAAUGUGACGCAGACUCCAGUUUCCACCAAGGCCCCCUCCGCCCCUGGUCGUUGCACUUUGGGUCAGUUUUUGUGUCGGCGUCCACCACGCUGCAUCCCUGACUGGCAGCGCUGCGAUGGCCGGAUCCACUGUCAGGAUGGCUCUGAUGAAUACCAGUGCCCCACCCUCAAGCCGCUUUUUUGUGAGAAUGGAACCUUCUGCUCUGACGGGGAAGCCUGCGUGCUGGCGGAAGACCGGUGUGACGGAUUUUUGGAUUGCUCCGACCACAGCGACGAGGACAACUGCACUCAGGAUACCAUGGCCUAUAAAGUCCAGAACCUUCACUGGACUCCAGACUUCUCAGGUGCCAUCACUCUAACAUGGUCUCGUCCUAAGAAUCUUCCCCUGAAUUCUUGCUAUUACUCCAUCAACUACAGACUUGUAGGCACCCAGCAGUGGACCAUCUUAGACACUCACAGUAACAAGACCAGCUGCAAACUGACGACCCUGAGACCAGACACUACCUACCAAGUGAAGGUGCUCACAUUUUGCCUGAGCAAGCUGCACAACACCAACGAGAUCAUCACAGUCAGGACGCCAGAGGGAUUGCCCGGACCUCCCAGGAACCUGCAGCUGUCUUGUGAUAACAGUAAGGACGGUACAGUGGAUCUUUCCUGGAGUCCCCCUGACAAAGGAAACGGCCUCAUUAGAGAGUAUAUUACUGAGUACGGAGAACAAACGGCCGUUGAGUGGACAUCACAGAGAAGUACCACGACCAACACGGAAGUAAAGGAGCUGCAGCCAGACAGGCAGUACAAGUUCAGGGUGGCAGCAGUGACCAGUCGAGGUAUGGGGAACUGGAGUGAGGUUAAAUCCAUUACACCUAUGAAAGCUCUGCCUCCUCCUUCUGUGAUCACUGACAGCAUCACCGUAGAGUCCAUGAGCCUUUCAUUCAGCUUCAAUUCCCAGUAUGAAGUGAAACAGUACAUUGUGAUCCUGUCCUGGCAGUUUGACACUCACAUGAAGGAGAGCAAAAACUACACGGUCAAGGAGAAGAUCCUCAGAGUGACCAACCUGACUGCAGGGACGAUGUAUGAGGUGGCUGUGUGGGCUCACACCAGUGUCGGUGAUAGUCCCACAGCCUUGUCUCACCACCAGACUGCUGGUGUCCAGCCAGAUAAGCCCCUUCUCAAAGCCCGAGCCCUCAACCAAAUUGCAGUGGACUGCAGCUGGACCAUCGCCAGUGGCUCAUCUUCACAGGUGUUUGGUGUGUUUUAUGCUACAUCCUUCCUUGAUUUGUACCACAGUCCUAGUCAGGUCCAUACCACUUCCACCAACCUGACAAUCACUGUGAACAACGAUGAGCAGUAUCUUUUUUUGGUGCGGACCGUCUCUCCCUUCUUGGGUCCGCCAUCAGAGCACGUUGUGGUUAAAAUGAUUCCCAAUGAAAGGAUGCCACCCCGGAACCUCCACCGUGUGCGUGUAGACAAGACCGAGGCCACACUGAAGUGGCAACCACCUUAUGAUACACCGAACGCACCACUGACGUAUGCAAUUCAUGUGCGGGAUAUGGUCCGCAAGGCGGAGAGGGACUACAAGGUGACCACCCAGAACAACACCGUGGAGUACCAGCUGAAAGGCCUGGAGCCCGGAGGACGCUACAGCAUCUCAGUGCGUCUACGUAACAUGAGCAAGGAAGUUAGCUUCGCUCUGAGCACAGUUGCUCUUCCAGCUCCUGAGGCUUUGAAGAUAUUGAACGAGAAAGACCACAUAUACCUGUUCUGGAAGAGUCUGGCUGUCCAAGAGAAGACCUUUAAUGAAAGCAGGGGGUAUGAGGUGCAUGUGCACGACAGCGUGACCAACAAGACAACCUGCCUGGGAAACACGACCGAUACUUACUUCCGCAUCGGCAGCCUGCAGAAAGGACACAACUACACCUUCUCUGUCCAGGCUCGCUGCUUGCUCAGCGGCCAACUAUGUGGCGAGCCUGCACUGCUGCUGUAUGACCAGUUUAGACCAGGAGGGAGUGAGGCCUCCUCAGGCGAAAGCCAAUCGCAGGACAUGGCGGCGGUCGUAGUCCCGGUCCUUUUCCUGCUGCUGCUAGGAGUAUGCGGCGGCUUGGUGGCGCUCUACUUCAGACACCGGCGACUACAGAACAAUUUUACAGCCUUUGCAAACUCCCACUACAACUCUCGCCUGGGCUCUGCCAUUUUCUCCUCUGGCGACGAACUAGUGGAUGAUGAUGAUGAAGAUGCUCCCAUGAUCAGCGGCUUCUCGGAUGACGUUCCCAUGGUUGUGGCGUAGCAAGACAUCCCUCCUUGCCCGCUUCCCCUCCCUGCGCCCUGUUGACAGGAAGUCAGCCAAUUAGCAAGAAAGAUGAAGAAGCGUGUAAAGAGAGAUAGAUAUUUUUCAAAUAUACAAUGCACUUUUUUGGAUGCGCAAUAACUUAUUUUUUAUAUGAAAAAAAAGAAUAUAUGUAUAUGGGGACAUAAAAGGACUCGGAAGAUGCGGUGGAUGUUGAGGCAUACUGUGAAGAAUUGAGUGUUUGUUGCAGAACGGCAGACCCCAUUUUGCGCGGUCCAUUGCUUAAAACCAAAAUAAGCAUCCGGAGACCUAAACACACACGAAGAAAAACACAUUCUCAUGCAAUCCACAAAAUAAGAUCCAACAAUUACGAUGAAAUGAUUUGAAAGAAUGAUGCAGAGGUUAUGAUCUGCGUUCAUCUCUCGGUGUGGCUGCUGAUUCAUUUUAUACCAUUCAUUGAUUCUUACAGAACAUGCUUUCAUUUGUGUCGUGGAAGUGGAACGUUGAUUUGCCAUAAAUGUAGUGGAGGUGUGUUUUGGAGUUCUCAGGGAAUUGCGGGUACCAGCAUCGACGUCGUCAUGGGUUUUAGCCCGCACCGUCCACUGACUUUAAAACUUUAACUUUAAAAUGGUACUGGAUCAGUGGACGCGUGGUGGACAGGCUGUAGAUUGUAGCUGCUGUUAGGAGCCAGGAAUCAGGAAUUUAGAGCAAAAUCCUCUCCCGCCCCUCCAAAAAAACUUGCUUAUUGUGGGAUUCAGUCAUGCAGAGUUUUUAGAUUUCAUUUCCAUCACCCUUGAAAUAUUUAAAAUCAUUUGGCUUUAGCUUUGUAGUGGCGAGAGAUGGACGCCUCCUGACGUGCAAUUCUCUACCAACACGCUAGGGGCCACUGUUAUCCUGAGCGUGAGUAACCAUCACUCUCGUUGACGAGCUAUGUCGAGUAGUUUGCUGUGUUGUAAUAGUGAACCAUAGCGACUUCAGCGACAUUCAGAUUGUUAAUAUAUAUGUUAAAGUUAAUAGUAACGCGCCACAUUUCACUGUCGGUAACAGUAACAGCGUUGUAACUUCUGAAAUAGUAUUUAAUUUGAUUACCAGUCAUUUGAAUACAAUAACGCUGUUCUUUUUAUACUCCCAACACAUACCGCAUAUAAAUAUGCAUUAUCUUAGGCAAUUGGAGAACAGGUGGGGUGCGUUGUGAUUGUGUAUGACCAUACAUUUCUAGUUUAACGUGUGUCCCAUGCUUAGAUUUGUUAUUUUUCUCACUCCGCAUGGACCAUACAAACCCUCUAGUCCCCAAACCGUAUUCAAACUGGUCCUGGGCGAUACUGCAAAUUUGGGUAUCGCUCUUAUACCAAGUAAGUGCACAGCCAGUUUUUCAGAUGCCGAUACUUUUUACUUGAUAUUCUUAAAGAUCAUAUCAUUGAAUGAUUUUAUUGUUACUACAAUCAAAAUAAAACAAAUACAUAUAGGUACACAGAGAAUUUGUACACAUACAUAUACAGUAUAUAUACACACAAUUUCUACAAUUUAUCGUUUGAGCAAAAUAGAGUCGAUAAUGCAAAAGCAAAAACUACUCUCAUUCAGAUCCUUUGUCUUUUUGGACUUCUUCCCUGAGUUUGUAAGCAAUAUAUAAAUAUAGCAAUAUCAACAAUGUAACAAUACCAACAACACAACAACAACGAAAAACAUAUUUGUGAAUAUAAACAGAAAAGAACUGGAAAAAUAUCAAUCUUGUCAUCAAGCGUCAAUCCAAUAUUGAUACUACACUUGCUAUUGUGAUGGGGAAACUUAUAGUUCACAGGUGUAUAACUUUAGUCACAUGCUUUUUGAGCCUGUAUACUGUGUAGGGACUCUGAGUGUUACAUUGCAAUACAGGGUGUCUCUUCAUGUAAAUUAAAUGACGUUAGGUGAGGUGAAGAAUCAACCAGGAUACCACUGUGUGAUUAGGCCAUCUCUCAGAGGCUGCCUCCCCCAGUAAAGUACCAAUAGGGGGUCCUGAAACCACCUGUUGACACCCAAAUAUUACCUUUUGAUGCCAUAGACAAAGCAGCAUCGGGGAAGAGAUUCAAUGUAAUUCAUUUGCACUUAAUGAAUUAUAAGGGGCGCAGACAGGAAGCCACCCUGUGAUGCACGUUCUUUUCAGACGAACUGACACCAAGAAUGUCUCCUUUUACAUUGGAAUUCAUUUGCAUGCACUGGGGUAUAAGAAUCACAGUCAGGAGGCCACUCUUGGCCAGACAGCCAUGUCUGAUCUAUUUUGCAAAAGAAAUCUACUGCGCAAACUCCCUGUCUUUAUUUCAGGCUUUCUCUUUUCUUAAGAAAGACAUUUUUUUCCACAAUAGCAUCAAUAUGUGGAUCUAUCCACCCACCCCUAGGUUUAUUCAAGACAUGUUGAAAAUGGACCCUACUGUUGAGCAAUUUAAACAAAUUUAUGUUUUUUUUUACAUGAUUCUACUAUUUUUUUUUAAUCCUAAUCAUUCCUGCAUUUGAAAUGCUUUUAUGGAAAAUAAACGGAAUUGUGCAAAAAAAAUCACGCACGCGACAUGCAUUUUUAUUAUUAUUUUUUUUUUAUGUACGUCAGUGUCAACCAUAAAUCCAAAAUUCCUCCCUGCUGUCCGAAACACGAUGUUUCUGCAUGACCUGAAACUACAAAUACAUCAAGCGUCAACCCAUUUUCGAGACGCUUUUUCCGGCCCAAUGUAUAUAAGCUCAUCGUUGCACGUUCCAUAAAUGUGUCACACACGUCUGAUUCCGCCCACCCCCCGACCCCACCUGAAUGAUAUCGUCACUUCACUGAUAGGGAAAUGAAACGUCGUGCGUGUCGCCUCCUUGGGUCUUCUGCUUUAUCCGGACAGGUUGUAUUUGUUAAGACGUCUUCAUGAAUGUAUUUUAUACUUGUGUUUUUUUUUUUUUAAAGCGCAUUACGGCAUCACUGUGUGUGAAUACUAACGGUUGGUGAACACCAUACCUGUCAACCGGGAACCUGCCCAAUCUCCCAUUUAAACAGUUCCCCGUAAAUUAUUUUAACUUUCAUUAAAAACAAAUGUAAAAAAAAAAAAAAAGCCUCUCUGGUAUAGCAGAUGACACCAGUGACGGUGUCCAUGCUUGAGCAACAGCAUUAGCAGAGGCCAGGCAGGGAUUUCCCUCAUUUUCCGGAUAAUUUCUACUGUAUUUCAGGUGCAGGUGUUGACAGGUAUGGUAAGCAUCUUGUACACAACUUGCCAUUUGUACGACCCACUGAACUCAACGGUACCAACCAACUUAGGUGAGGGUCUUUGCUGACACUUGGUCUUUAUUUCCUCACUUUUUGUGUUGUCUUUGCCUUAACUUUGAUUUUUCUGGCAAUAGUUUUGUAAUUUGUACUAAUUGUCACCACAUGAUGCCUUUUUGACAUACAUCAGGCGUUCAUGUCACAUGUGAUAGAACAGAAUAAUGUCGCAUGCAUGCAUACGUUCACUCUUACUUACUUGGGCAUUUGUUCGGUUUGGUCAAAUCACUGCUCCUUUCGGUCACCUUCAGGGCUUUUUUUUUUUCCAACUUGUGUACAAAGUGUAAUUAUUCUUUAUUUGGCCAUCUGUGCCCAGUUUUUUUCUUUGUCAAAAAGUUUGCUUUAAAACGUUUGGCACGGAUACUACAUCUUUGACGAUAUAGAUGUCUUGUUUGCUUGUCUCAGAGGUUGCAAGAAGAAAAAAAGAUGUUUAACAAACAGUGUGAGGUGUUUUAAAAGCCACUUAUGCUGAAAUAAAGGCGAUUUCAAUUUCCACUUGACUGCCAUUUGUGCUCUCUGAAGGAAAUUGACCGGGUUCAAUGUGCCAAAAGGCUGAAACGAUUCAUGAAAGGACGGCCUCAGCAGUGAUCGUUUCUAAAACGGUGAACAGCAGCAGGACUGAGGCUGAACACCUGAAAUUCAACACAAAGUUUGGCUGUAUGGGCAGCAGCUUCCCUCGAAUUACAUUAUAAUGAGUACAUUAUGCUUCUUUUACUGUGUUCUUUAACCACAGAGUCCGCAACUCUCACAACGUCAACCUACUGCGAAGCUAUCCUGUCUUAUCUUAAUAGCGACAAAAGUUCAGGAAUAUCUUUAUGCAAUAGCAGCCAAUAUGAAGAGUUUGAAUAAACAGGUCUCUUCUAUAUUCCAGACACCUUUUCGUCUACCCGAGAAUGUCUUUUCCUCCUCUGGAGAUCACGUCGGGGUCACCAUUAAUUGUUGGAGAUGAAAUUCUCGACAGCCACUUUAGAAAAAUUAAUUAAGCCAAUUUCACCUCCCCCUUACGUGUUCGUUGAUCUCCAGUUU